This is a messenger RNA of Mercenaria mercenaria, 3543 nucleotides long. RefSeq names its product E3 ubiquitin-protein ligase XIAP-like. The coding region runs from base 24 to 1979 and encodes 651 amino acids. The record is from RefSeq and is a predicted model, not a curated record. Gene Ontology annotation, cellular component: cytoplasm; nucleus. The transcript is spliced from 10 exons. Lineage: Eukaryota; Metazoa; Mollusca; Bivalvia; Venerida; Veneridae.
UAUUGGCAAAAUUUCAAGAACUCAUGUUAAUUCAGUACAUGAAUGACAAAUUCACUGUUAGGGAAAUCAAGCACAUCUACAAAAUGGCGAGUGAAGUAAAAGGCCGAGUCGCGUUUUGUGCGGAAAUAUGCUUUGGCAAUCUGGAAGAUGUAUUAAGUCUGAUUGUGAAACCAGGAAACAAAAAUGUAUCAACACUUUUCAACAUCUCACAGAAUCGUUUGAUUAUGUGCGCUUCACCAUUCUCACCGAAAUUUGAAAAUGUUCUACAAAAUUGUUCUAAAGUUUGUACCGACAGUUCGAGUCUUGAACAAUUUUUCAAAGAACAUCAAAGGAUAACUGUUCUUAAAAUCGGCCGUAAAGCAGUGUUGCUCAAUAAAGCAGAAGAAAUUGCAGUUGCUGAAUCGAUGGAAAAGAAUGUCAUCUCUAAACAGCGGAAAUUAAGACUAAUAGACAGUAAGUCAUUUGUAGAAUUAUUACAAAAUGACAACUCAAAUUUUAGAAAAGGUUAUACAAGUGUAAAAGUUGUCACGCCAAGAAUAUUUCAAGCAGAAAAAUGUUAUCAGCAUACCAUAACCGUUGUAAUAGCUCCAAAUGAAAAGCAAAAUUUCAAGAACCCAUCGUAUCCACAUCAAGCCGCUGAAGUUAAAUACCCUAUACAGGCGACAGAUGUCGAUACGGACUGUCAAAGCAUGCAGAUGGCCGUAAGCGCCUGGUCGAUAUUUUCCCGACGUGGUGAAACAAGCGUACCGUCAGUUGUUUCUUAUCAGUCUGGAAACGCAAGUUCGUCUGCUGUUAAUGCCAGUUCGUCUGCUGUUAAUGCCAGUUCGUCUGGAAGCGCAUGUUCGUCUACUGUUGAUGCAUCAACUACACAAAGUCUAAGUCAGUCAAGAGAUUCGGUUGCUUUUAUCCCAGCUGUACCUAGAUACGCAGAUUUUAUGACGCUUGAAAAAAGACUAUCUACAUAUCAAACUACAAAGUGGCAAGUGAAUGAAAAGCCAGACAGAGGUAUACUUGCAGAUCUGGGACUUUUCUUUACAGGUCGGGACGAUUUGGUGAAAUGCUGUAUGUGCGGAAUUGGUCUAAAAGACUGGGUAAAAAAUGACGACGUACUUCAGGAGCACGUGAAACAUUCGCCGAAAUGUAACUUUUUAUUGCAACGCAUUGGCAAAACUGAAGUUGAUCGUAUUCAGAGAGAAAUACAGACAGCUGGUUCAUCUAUUUCCACUGGUUCCCAGCUGCCUUAUAAGAUACGAUCUCCUCAGUAUCAAACAAUGGAAGCAAGGCUGGCAACUUUCAAAUCCUUCCCCAGCAACACUGGAAUCCCGUGCCAAGAGCUAGCAGCCGCUGGGCUAUACUUUACAGGCCGAGGAGAUUUAUGCAGGUGUUUUACGUGUGACGGCGGUCUCAAGGACUGGAGUACAGGAGAUGAUCCCUGCAGAGAACAUGCAACAUAUUUUUCUAAUUGCGACUAUAUUAAUCAACUGAAAGGACGAGACUAUGUUAUAACACUGCAGCAAAGACGACAUAAUAACCAACCCCAGGGUGCACAAGGUGACACUCCUCAGGCAAUACAACCAGAAGCCUCCACGGUACUGCCAGUGGACAGACUUGGUAGUUCUAGCAUCAACGAUUCUAGAGCUGUGAGUCAGGUUAUAGGAUUGGGAUAUACAGAACGUGACAUUGAAACAGCGAAAGCAGAAUUGAGAAGAAAUGGUUAUACAAAUCCCUGUGUUGAAGCUGUUGUGAACACGAUACUUGAUAUGCAACACCAAGCAACAAAUACCACCAAUUCAGCGGAAAGUGAUCCCGAAGAUUUGCAAGCCAUUGCUGAAGAAAAUGAGCGGUUUUCCCAGAUGAUCCAGUGUAUGUGUGUUGAUGAGGAACCGGAUAUUCUAUUGUUGCCCUGUGCACAUCACCGCAUUUGUCAUAAAUACUUUGAAAACAUAACACCUCAUUGUCCAGUUUGUAUCAUUUUGUAGAAAAUGUAGUAUUUACAUUAAGAAUACUGUGUUGGACAUUCUUUACAAUAUGACACAGUUUACAACAUUAACAUUAAGGAUAAGGACAGGACGUACCGGGCGUAGGGGGGUUCACGUAGUGUUGCGUAUCAGAUAAAACAUGUUUGAAAUUAUUUAUUUAACAAAUAAUCAAGGCCUUCGUUGUUUAUCGUCUAAUUUACCACGGUUCAGAGUUCAGAUGCGUAGGAAUUGAACCACGAGGGCGUUAGCCCGAGUGGUUAAAUACUGAAGCAUCUGAACGAUGAACCGUGGUAAAUUAGGCGAUAAAUCACAAGAAGGCCUUGAUUGUUUUCAUUCUGACAUGGACGUUGAUAUAUUUCAAUAAAUAUUAUGCUGGAAUUCAUUUACGCGAGGAGUAAUGUAUUGGACGUCAGGCGGCUACAUGACGUCAAAAUUGACGUCAUAAUGCUCUCUUACCGGUCCGCGCGUCAACCGUUGUUUAUCGCAGGAUAUAUUGCGUUUGAUUUUCUUCUUUGUUUAACUGGAAAUUAAUCGAGCCAUGUUAGAGAGAUAAAUAUUAUAUACCCUUCUUAAAUGCGCUUAUUUGAUUGGUCGAAAUAAGUGCACGCGCGGGUCCGCAAAAAGCGAUAAUGACCUGCAAAAGUGAUAAUGACUCUUGCGAUAUUACUUUUUCUUAUAUGUAUGAAAUAUGGGCCAGUCAAAUAAAUGCAUUUGAAAAGGGCAUAUAAUAUAACAAAUAUAGACUUAUGUUUCGGUCAGUAUGUAUUUUUACGGACCUGUAAAAGCACAUAUUGACCUCAACAUAAGUCAAUAACUGUAUAGUAAAUAACAAUGCUCACGCCGGUUACAUUGUACUUGUAUGUUGACAAAUCAGGUAGGUUUCAGUACUUUUAAUGUCGGAUGCUGUCAUAACAUAAUUAUUCGUUAUUUGUCUAAUGGAUCUAGAAGGAUAUACAGUGCAAAUUAUAGGCAUUGUACCUACUUACAAGAUUGUUAAAAAAUAGAAUUAAAAAGUAUAUAUUGUUAUAUAUGAUCUAAUUGCAUGAUAUAACAACGUGUUCAAAAAUAAUGUUGAAAAGAUGAUCAACAACAAAAAGUCCUACUUUUGUGUAGGGAAGAUACUUGUGUAAAUAAAUACUGGUUUCUUACGACAGUAAUAGUUAUCUCCCUUAUCAAUUUGCAUACUAAUAUAUACAGUGUUAGAAUUAACCCCAACUUGACCUAUGGUCUAUUUCAUAUAGCAAACAAAAACAUUUCUUAAAUAUUUAUUCAAUUCUCUUUAUUUAAUAUAUAAUGAAAUAAACAAUGUUUUAUGAACUGACAUGCAUCUAUUUCCAUUCAGUGUUUAAAAUUAUAUACUUUCAUAUUUGCCAGAUACUAUUGAUAUUCCCUGUGAAUCAUAAAUAUGUUUCGAUUUUCAGUGGGAUUUGCCGGUAUAUCGCAGUUCCGGCUUUGUAUUUCAAUUGUUAUUGAGUUGAGAGAACGCAAUAAUGUAGAGAAAUGCUUGAGAUUUGUCAUUUUUGAUAAGGUCAAAACGUUAUAGAAUAAAACAGAGUGAAAACUA